Symbiodinium necroappetens is the source of this 1584-nucleotide messenger RNA. Lineage: Eukaryota; Dinophyceae; Suessiales; Symbiodiniaceae. The record is from the annotation of a GenBank genome assembly.
AUGUCCGAUGACAUGGACGAUGACUUCCGGAGGGCAGACCACUCGAUCGGCAGCGCCGACCAGGCGAACUACCAGGACGACUUCGACGAUUGGGACUGGCUCGAACAAGAGAUGCAGCGCGAAGCCGAGGAGAACGAACGUGAGAGAGAAGCGUGGAACAAAGAAAUGGAGAGGCAGAUCGCCUACAGCAAACGCCUUGCAAACAUGACGGUGAAGUACAUGAACUCGAAGAGCCAGGAGAUUCACGCCUCAAAACCCUACCCGUCCUGCCAGCUCGAUUGCGGCUCGUUCCGCGAAGCAUGGCUGGAGACCCUGCACGAAGGCAACAACCCCGAUCGAUAUCUGUCCCUGCACCAGCUACGUGAUAGACGACAGACAACCAAGAAACCCUUGCGCGCAGAAAUACUACAGCAUCGCAGUCCCAGAGAGGUCUUGCUGCACGACUUGGACAGCAGUCGUAUUGGACCGAUCAGCCUGGAUGCAACAGAACUGACGUUGGACGGACAGAUCAUCACGGACUCCUGGAGCUGGAGUGACCUCCUGCAACGCAGCGGCAGCAACAGAACCGUCCACGUGCACAUUGCCUCCACCGCUGACAAGCAAGCCGCUGAUCAAAGCACACAGCCCUCGCAGAGCCCCGCCAAGCAAGACCCUCGCCCAAUGGUGCUCUCAAGCAAAACUGUCACGAUCUACAUGGCAGCAUCCGGCAACAAGAUAGCCGACAUAGAGUUGGGAGAAGGACAGCGCCGCGUCCAGGACGUCGCCAUACAGCUGCAACCGCAAGUCAACGCAACACGCUUUCAGCAGCGGCUGCUCCCCGACGAGGACCGCGACGAACUCCACGGCAGACAACUCCUGGACUCGGACACCAACCAGCUGUUCCUGAUCCUGCUUCCCUACAUCGACAUCUGCCAAAACGACGAAGCGGAACUGCUCGACGCAAUCGAAGAAGGAAAUACCACGAAAGUCGAGGCCAUUCUCCACCGGCCACAGCAUCCCGAUCAGACUGCCUGCCAGGACUACCAGCCAACGGCCCUCGUGCUCGCAGCACACAACAACCACACGGACAUCGUCGACCUUCUCCUAGAGGCAAGAGCAGACGUCGCACGACGGAGCAACAGCCGGGCUCUGCUCGAAGCAAUCUGGAACGAGAACUUGCCAGUGACGGAAAUGCUGCUCGCUGCAAGAGCAACGCCACAUCCACAACCAGAAGACGAAAGCACGCCCUUGCAGGAAGCAGUCGUGGCACAAAACUGGGACAUCAUGUCCUUGCUACUAGAAGCAGGAGCCCGGCCAAACGAUCGCGAUCAGGAGGGCAACACGGCAUUGCACUUCGCGUGCGACCAACCCUACAUCCAGCCCGUCCUCACGCUAUUGCAAUACCGAGCCAACCUCGAGGCCACAAACGACGACGGUGAGACGCUAACGGCCGUCGCGCAAGCAGCGGCCGCCAUGCGCGAUCUCGUGCUCGGUACUUGCCGAGGACCAAGCGCCCGCCACAACAUGUCCGGGAUCCGCGAAUCCAGCGACACCGACGAGGAAAACUCCUGGGAAUGCGAAUCUCAAGAAGACGAGGAUGACUGA